UCCGCUCGGCUCCUGUGCGGCUGCCGCGGCGCCCGCAGCGAUGGUGGCCGGGCCGGGCCCGGGGCUGCUGGCCUUGGCCUUGGCCUUGUGGCCGGCAGGGCUCUGGGCACGGCCGAGGCUGCAGGAGGCCGGCGGAGGGCAGCGAGCGCCCGGGGACUCCGUCACCCUCUCCUGCCGCGGAUCCGGAUUCACCUUCGAAAAUCGUAGCAUUCGCUGGUACCGUCAGUUCUCCGUGGGCACCCUGGAGUGGGUGUCCUAUAUCAGCCGCCCCAGGGGUACUACAAAGGAGUACGGGGUAGCAGUGGUGGGCCGCGCCGAGAUUUCCCGGGACAAUUCCCGGUCCGAGGCUUUUCUUUCUUUACGGCCCCUGCAAGCUCAGGACUCUGCCCGGUAUUUCUGUGCCGUCGCACGGAGACAGGAAAUUGUGUGGAUUAAUAAGCUUGUAUUUGGACCAGGGACGACUCUCACAGUUGAACCAAACAUUUCCAACAUUUCUGACCCUCAAGUCAUUGUGAUGAAAUCAAAGAAACUGGAAGGAGGUGGCAGCUCUGGGAAAGCAGCUUGUUUGGCAAGGAACUCCGCUACAAAGAACAUCAGAUUGGAGAUGCCCUCUCAGGAGGUGGUCUAUGAACAGAGCCCAUCCAUUUUGACAUCACAGGGCUUGUACAAUGCAAUUAAAGUGGUCAGGGUGACAAAAGACACAGAGGUGACCUGCACGGCCAAAUUCCCCAACCGCACGAUAACAGCAGAGCCAGAAGAGGAGGCUGAAGAACCAAUAACAGGAUUUGGGGAAGCAAACAGAACCAGAACAGAGUCAGGGCCCAGUGAGAGGGUUUGCAACAGCACAAACAUCUCAGCACAAGAUGCUGGAGGGCAGAGAGUGAACAUGCUGUCCAUAGCUGUGCUGGGUUUGAGAGUUCUGCUGGCAAAGAGCAUCGCCUUCAAUGCCCUCAUGAGCAUCAAGUUGUUUCUUUUCUGAGACAUGGGGAAUGAACCCAAAGAAGAGCAGGAAAGAACAUGAACCAGCAGCACAAGGGGGCUGAACAUGCAGGGCCAGAGCUGCUGACAGAGACCAGCCAGGACACGAGGCAGCACCUUCCCCUGAAGACACGCAACACUCUGCACUCCUGCUGGCCAGCUGAUUCACACUGAAGAGUUUCAAGUGCUUUUGCUGUUUCCUCUCCUCUGAACACUGAGGAGAGUGGAUUUAUCCUCAUCCUUCUGCUAAGUAGAUGCCUCCACUCUACAGGGAUUUCCACACCAGUGUCCAACCUGCUUCUGUAGCUUUGAAAACUCCAGUGCUCACUGCAGACAGAUGGCCUUUGAAAAGCACCGUUCCCAGGCAUCUUGUGUUACUGCCUGAGGAACUGGAGCAGCACUGCUGGGGGACUUCCAGCACAGGAGCUUAGGGUUUUAGAUAAUUUAAAUAUCCAAAAGUGUGUAUUGCAGAUCAGAAGAGCUGUGUAGAAUCUGGAGUGAUUUAAUUCAGCCAGAUAUUGUUCAUUUCUUGAUUAAGC
Messenger RNA from Zonotrichia leucophrys gambelii, 1517 nucleotides. RefSeq names its product Ig heavy chain Mem5-like. Bases 41 to 979 code for a protein of 312 amino acids. Gene Ontology annotation, molecular function: antigen binding. The record is from RefSeq and is a predicted model, not a curated record. NCBI's taxonomy places the organism in Eukaryota, Metazoa, Chordata, Aves, Passeriformes, Passerellidae. Gene Ontology annotation, cellular component: blood microparticle. Gene Ontology annotation, biological process: immunoglobulin mediated immune response. The transcript is spliced from 7 exons.